AUCGCCUCGUCAUCCGCAGCUCCACUUUCCAGUCCGCAGUGACCGCCGCCGCCGCCACCUCCACCCGCUCCUCACCUACCCCGGCGGCGACCCCCCAGGGACACCCCGAAUGGCGACGGCGGUCACGGCGUCCGCCACCGCGGCGACCCGCUUCACGCGCCUGGCGGGCAUCGGCCUCCGGCGCAGCAGCUGCCGCCCCCGCACCGCCGUCCGCUUCCAGCGCCCGGGGCUCACCACCACCGCGCUCCUCAGGCCCACCGAGCUCAAGCCCAAGGACCAGGGCCAGCCCGAGACGCUCGACUACCGCGUCUUCCUCGUCGACGGCGGCGGCCGCAAGGUGUCCCCGUGGCACGACGUGCCGCUCCGCGCCGGGGACGGGGCGUUCCACUUCAUCGUGGAGAUCCCCAAGGAGAGCAGCGCCAAGAUGGAGGUCGCCACCGACGAGGCCUACACCCCCAUCAAGCAGGACACCAAGAAGGGCAACCUUCGUUACUACCCGUACAACAUCAACUGGAACUACGGGUUACUUCCCCAGACAUGGGAGGACCCGACAGCUGCAAAUGCUGAUGUUGAAGGAGCACUUGGAGACAAUGAUCCUGUUGAUGUUGUCGAGAUUGGUGAAAGACGGGCCAAUAUUGGGGAUGUUCUUAGGGUGAAACCAUUGGCAGCUUUAGCAAUGAUUGACGAGGGAGAGCUUGACUGGAAAAUUGUGGCCAUCUCUCUGGAUGAUCCCAAAGCAUCUCUUGUGAAUGAUGUAGAUGAUGUCGAGGAGCAUUUUCCGGGAACAUUGACUGCCAUCAGAGACUGGUUCAGAGACUACAAGAUACCAGACGGAAAGCCCGCCAACAGGUUUGGUCUCGGCAACAAGCCCACAAGCAAGGAAUAUGCCCUGAAGGUGAUAGAAGAAACCAACGAGUCAUGGGAGAAAUUGGUGAAGAGGAAAAUCCCGGCGGGAGAGCUAUCGCUAGCGUAGCCUUUUAUAGGCCCAUGAGAAGCCAACAACACAUUCUUUCAGUGACAUACCUCCUAAGCGUGCCGCUCUUUUGUGAUAUAUGCCUAUGAACAUGCUUCUCUUCAUCUGCAGAACAUUCUGCGUACCUGUGUGUAACAACAGGAAUAAAUGAAUAAUCUAGUGGAGCGAAUAAGGAUUUCUGAGCAAGUUUUUCGCAAUGAAA
Molecule: messenger RNA, 1175 nt
Organism: Aegilops tauschii subsp. strangulata
Lineage: Eukaryota; Viridiplantae; Streptophyta; Magnoliopsida; Poales; Poaceae
Product: soluble inorganic pyrophosphatase 6, chloroplastic
Biological process (GO): phosphate-containing compound metabolic process
Cellular component (GO): cytoplasm
Molecular function (GO): magnesium ion binding; inorganic diphosphate phosphatase activity
Source: RefSeq, a predicted model, not a curated record